AUGAAACUCAGAAGGACAACUCCGGAGGACGAGGAGUACGAGGAUGCAGUGGCCGCCCUUGCAGCUCUCGCGAACAGGGAGCCAUUGCUUGACUUCCAGUAUCCUGAAGCUCUCCGACAUGCUCAGCGUGAUGUUUACGGGCUACUUCGCCGAGAUGCUUCCGAGUCCAAUUCAGCAUUCAGUACGGCCACCACAAUGUCGUCUUCGUUGACCGCUCUGACUACAGCAUCAACAAUGACAACUACAUUCUCUGCGACAUGGGAAUCCUCGAGCUCAUCACCCUCAACCUGGACAACUACAUCUGCGACAAGCAGCUGGACGAUACCAUCUUGGUGUACGCCAGUCCUCCCAGUCUCGACUGGCACCACAUCUGAACCUUGGACUAUGACUACAACAGUGGCCUCGACGAAGGAUUCCGUCAAUACCCGCCAAUCAUGGCUCGACUGGACCACUACUACGAUGUUGACAGGGAACGAUGCAAAGACGACUGCCUCUGGAGCUAAUCCUGCAUGGCAUGACAGUACUGCUACCAGCACGACAAAAAGGAAGAAUAAUCCCAGUUCAACCAAUCAAGCUGACUCGACCUGGGCAGAUUGGUCGGCUUCCAAGGCCAAAGGCUCUGCCGACCCUACCUGGAGUGAUUGGGCGGUUUCGACCACGACGAAAACGCCAGCGGAUCCAACAUGGUCUGACUGGGCUGCAACAGUCACCGAGCCUACCUCGUCCGGCUGGGACCCUUUGAAGACGACUGCAACCGAUCACACAUGGUCAGCCUCGACCUCUGUCAAACCGAAGACCAACUCGGGCGAUAUUGUCUCGUCAGAUGACGAUAUGGUCACGACGAGUGCCGCAAACCCAUCCUGGACGGACCAGAAUGAUCCAGGCGUAAGCACCGGAUCGUGGGAACAAACGACGACCGCCGCUGCCCAAACAAACACGGUUACCAUCAGCUUAACACCUGUGAAGCCAUCGACAAGCAGCCCGACCACCAGCGCCGACCCCGUGAACCCCUGGCAGACCUACACUGGUGCCGCCAGGCAAAAUUCUGCAUCUGUGGUGAGCAUUGUAGCAGCAAUCAUUGUGUUGGCAAGCUUUCUGGAGUUCUGA
This is a messenger RNA of Exophiala xenobiotica, 1107 nucleotides long. RefSeq lists its product as uncharacterized. The record is from RefSeq and is a predicted model, not a curated record. The transcript has a single exon. Lineage: Eukaryota; Fungi; Ascomycota; Eurotiomycetes; Chaetothyriales; Herpotrichiellaceae. Bases 1 to 1107 code for a protein of 368 amino acids.